Thlaspi arvense is the source of this 777-nucleotide messenger RNA. The record is from the annotation of a GenBank genome assembly. Lineage: Eukaryota; Viridiplantae; Streptophyta; Magnoliopsida; Brassicales; Brassicaceae.
UUGCAGAUGGAAGCUCUCUACGCCAAGCUCUACGACAAAUACACCAAACUCAAGAAGAAGAAAUUUUCCGAAAUCGAUGAGGUUAAUAGGGAACAAGAAGAGAAGUUCCUCCACUUUGUUUCUGUCUUGGUCCACAGAUUUUCCAGGGACGAGGAGCGUCUUGAGUUUCAGCAGUGUCUUGUAGAAGAAGAACGAAAGGUCAAAGCACUUUCCGAGGAAGUUAGCAAGCUAAAAGAGCUGAUCCAAGAGGGAGUUCCUCACAACUACAAAGAUCAAAGUGGAAAAAAACAUGAGAGAAAGACUCCUGAAUCUGCUCAAGUUACAACGAGAAGUAUGAGAAAACGUAGCAGACAGUCAGAAGAUGUGGCAGAAGCGGACAUGGUAUCACCUCACAGUAGCAAACGUCAUAAAUCAACGGAAACUCUCUUGGUUUCUCAACCACAAUGCUGCAAAACAACCUACGAUGGAUCAAGUGAUUCUGCUAGCUGUACAUUUCAAGCCCUUGGCGAACACUUGCUAGGAAUGAAAUUAACAACUAACAAUGAAGGCGAACAAGGCUGCAUUAUAGCCUCGCAUCCAUCAAGCGGUUUAUCAUUCAGCUUAACUAUGGUAAAUAACUCAGCUGGUGAAGAAUCUGAGCUGCUCUACAAGGUUGUAUCGCUGGGGACACUUGAGAGAGUGGCGCCGAAAUGGAUGAGAGACGAUAUAAUGUUCAGCACACAUAUGUGUCCUCACUUCUUCGAAAGAGUCUCUCGAGUCAUUAAGGUCCAGCAUUGA